AUGUCUGGUCCAAGCAGCAAUUGUUCAUUUGACUUUGAUGGUUCAUCUGCACGUGCAAAGUUUGAUACUUCGUUACUUAACUUACGUGAUGAAAAUGUAAAUUUUAAGUUGUUUAGCACCUCAGCGGAAACGAAAGCUGGAUUAACCGGUCUUGGGAUGAAGGCAGGUGUUAAUUUGGCAGAAGUUGAAACUUCUGAUGGUAUUAAAGCAAAGGUUGGGCUUAAUUUUGAUUCAGGUACAUCAAUUAGCAGCGAUGGUGUAGAAACUAAGGUUGGAGGUUUAGGUGUUAAAGUCGGAAAAGUAACAGGUGUCAGCACACCUUUUGGAGAGGUUGAAAUCGAUUUUGGAAAAUUUCUUGGUUUAUAA
Molecule: messenger RNA, 366 nt
Organism: Rhizophagus irregularis DAOM 181602=DAOM 197198
Lineage: Eukaryota; Fungi; Glomeromycota; Glomeromycetes; Glomerales; Glomeraceae
Source: RefSeq, a predicted model, not a curated record